Punica granatum (pomegranate) is the source of this 1269-nucleotide messenger RNA. Lineage: Eukaryota; Viridiplantae; Streptophyta; Magnoliopsida; Myrtales; Lythraceae. The record is from RefSeq and is a predicted model, not a curated record.
AUAAAUACUGACAGGGCAUCAUAGUUCAGUGAGUAUUCACAGAGAGAGAGAGAGAGAGAGAGCUGUCUAUCUGUGUCUGUGUUUGUGUUUGGGGGGGAGAGAGAGAGAGAGAGAGAGAGAGUGAGUGAGUGAGUGAGAGAGAGAGAGAGGAUCAAAGAUGGAGGUUGGGUUCUUGGGGCUGGGCAUUAUGGGGAAGGCCAUGUCGAUGAAUCUGCUCAAGCAUGGCUUCAAGGUCACUGUUUGGAACAGAACCCUCUCCAAGUGCGACGAGUUAGUCGAGCAUGGUGCUUCAGUAGGAGAAACCCCGGCUGCAGUGGUCAAGAAAUGCAAGUACACGAUCGCCAUGUUAUCUGAUCCUGCAGCUGCUCUUUCGGUUGUUUUUGAGAAAGACGGGGUUCUUGAAGCAAUUUGUGGUGGGAAAGGUUACAUUGACAUGUCCACUGUUGAUGCUGAGACCUCUACCAAGAUUAAUGAGGCUAUCACAGCAAAGGGUGGUUCUUUCCUUGAAGCACCUGUCUCAGGUAGUAAAAAGCCGGCAGAAGAUGGGCAGCUCGUGAUUCUUGCCGCUGGAGAAAAGGCAUUGUAUGACGAAGCUAUCCCGGCUUUUGAUGUCAUGGGGAAGAAGUCUUUCUUCUUGGGCCCAGUUGGAAAUGGUGCAAAGAUGAAGCUCGUUGUCAACAUGAUAAUGGGCAGCAUGAUGAAUGCCUUCUCAGAGGGACUUGAACUUGCUGAUAAGAGCGGACUGGAUCCUCAAACUCUUCUUGGCGUGUUGGAUCUUGCUGCUAUCGCGAAUCCAAUGUUUCGGCUUAAGGGGCCAACCAUGAUACAGGGGAACUACUCGCCGGCUUUCCCACUGAAACAUCAACAGAAGGACAUGAGGCUGGCUCUCGCCCUUGGAGAUGAGAAUGCCAUUUCAAUGCCAGUAGCCGCCGCGGCCAAUGAGGCUUUCAAGAAAGCAAGGGGCUUGGGUUUAGGCGACCUGGACUUCUCUGCGGUCCAUGAGACCGUGAAGCCACUCAAACCAGCUUCGUCUUGAUAAUGAUGUCUCACUGAAAAUCUUUUGAUAAAGUUAGAUCGGUCUUCGAGUCGGAGUUUUCAUGUUCAGGUGAAAUAUACGAGGCCGGGUGGCGAAGAUGGUGUUCUCACCCAAGUAUAAGAUUUCUAGGGUUGAUUUCAUAGUGAAAAGUGUGAGCUUUACUUUGAUAAAACUCUUUGGUAUCUUUUAAGCUCAUUAAGGCUUGAGAAGCAAUCCUUGGCUGUUGUUUCUCA